This is a messenger RNA of Callithrix jacchus (white-tufted-ear marmoset), 568 nucleotides long. RefSeq names its product N-alpha-acetyltransferase 38, NatC auxiliary subunit (gene NAA38). Gene Ontology annotation, molecular function: RNA binding. Lineage: Eukaryota; Metazoa; Chordata; Mammalia; Primates; Cebidae. Gene Ontology annotation, cellular component: NatC complex. The record is from RefSeq and is a predicted model, not a curated record.
AUGGCUGUUGCAGUCGGCGUCAAAGCAGCUCCAGCGCCGGGGUUAGCACGGGCUUUGAUUCUGGGAUUGAGGGGCAGUCGAGCAGCAAGAUGGAGGGUGUGGGGAACUGCAGCUCCCGGCAGCCUCUGGGCUUCGUGUGAGUACCCUGCGGGCUGCCGGGAGCUGUGGUUCCUCGGACGGGCAGCCGGGAUUGUGCGAUCUGAGCGCUCGUUCCACCCCUCGCAGGAUUCGGACGGAGAGCGCGAGGACUCGGCGGCUGCGCGCGCCCGGCAGCAGCUAGAGGCGCUGCUCAACAAAACUAUGCGCAUUCGCAUGACAGAUGGACGGACACUGGUUGGCUGCUUCCUCUGCACUGACCGCGACUGCAAUGUCAUCCUGGGCUCGGCGCAGGAGUUCCUCAAGCCGUCGGAUUCCUUCUCUGCCGGGGAGCCCCGUGUGCUGGGCCUGGCCAUGGUACCCGGACACCACAUUGUUUCCAUUGAGGUGCAGAGGGAGAGCCUGACCGGGCCUCCGUAUCUCUGACCACGAUCGGAUACACCUUUCAGAUUUCAUUAAACUUAUGACCGAA